Fimicolochytrium jonesii is the source of this 864-nucleotide messenger RNA. RefSeq names its product endonuclease V-domain-containing protein. The transcript has 7 exons. NCBI's taxonomy places the organism in Eukaryota, Fungi, Chytridiomycota, Chytridiomycetes, Spizellomycetales, Powellomycetaceae. The coding region runs from base 1 to 864 and encodes 287 amino acids. Gene Ontology annotation, biological process: DNA repair. Gene Ontology annotation, cellular component: cytoplasm; nucleolus. The record is from RefSeq and is a predicted model, not a curated record. Gene Ontology annotation, molecular function: RNA endonuclease activity producing 5'-phosphomonoesters, hydrolytic mechanism; single-stranded RNA binding.
AUGACCACCCAAAUAGACGCAGCUGCCCUCCAAGAAGAGUGGAACAGGCAGCAAACCGACCUCACAGCCCGCAUCAUCUCCCACGACGUCCUCUCCUUCCACCCGCCUCCCUCAGAAUCAUCACCAUCCUUCGUCCAACACACACCGCACGCCGGCGGCUGCAAGGCUCGUGGUUGCGACGCGGAUACCAACCCGUGGCCCGGCCUGAAGUACAUUGCCGGGAUGGAUGUGUCGUUCUUCGAGGGCACGGAUGAGGCUAUCGGGUGUCUUGUCGUGUUGAGUGUACCAGGGAUGGAGCAAGUAUACGUGGAUUGUCAAAAAGUGACACUCGACACGCCGUAUAUACCAUCCUACCUCGCGUUCCGCGAAGCGCCGAUUCUGCUGAGGAUGCUGCAGAAGGUGCGGGAUACGCUGCCGGAGGUGGUGCCGCAGGUGUUGAUGAUUGAUGGGAAUGGAGUUCUGCAUCCCCGGAAAUGCGGCCUGGCAUGUCAUGUCGGCGUGCUUGCUGACAUCCCAGCAAUAGGCGUCGCCAAGAACUUCCUGCAAAUCGAUUCCGAGAACCUUGUCCUCCGGAAUAUGAAGGACAUGUCGAAGCAACAUCUGACGAAAGCCGGGGAUUGGUUUCCGAUCGUGGGUGAAGCGUCGGGGGAGGUUUAUGGAGCUGCGUUACGAGCAACAUCAGACGCCGCCAACCCGGUGUUUGUCUCUCCGGGACACCGGAUCUCGUUGAGGACGUCGGUGGAGUUGACGGCGUGGUGUAGUGUUUUUAGAGUGCCAGAGCCGAUUAGGGCGGCGGAUUAUGCGAGUAGAGAGGUAGUUAGGGCGGUGGAGAGAGAAGCUGCUGUUAAGAAAUCUGAAGUGUGA